GUCUGGUCAUUGCGUUCAUUGUUGUUGUCCGGAAAAGCAGAAACGGUAAAAACACAGAGCGUCUUGCAGAAGAUUCCUUUAUCGCUACGAAAUGGGACAAAACCAGUCAGCGGGUAGCGGCGGGGACAAAGAUAAGGAUAAGGAUAAGAAGAAAAAGUACGAGCCACCGAUCCCGACGCGGGUUGGCAAAAAGAAGCGCAAGGCAAAGGGACCCGAUGCGGCCCUCAAGCUGCCCCAGGUCACCCCACACACGCGCUGCCGGCUGAAGCUGCUCAAGCUGGAGCGCAUCAAGGACUAUCUGCUGAUGGAGGAGGAGUUCAUCCGCAACCAGGAAAGACUGAAGCCGCAGGAGGAAAAGAUCGAGGAAGAGCGCUCCAAGGUGGACGACCUGCGGGGGUCGCCCAUGUCGGUCGGCACGCUGGAGGAGAUCAUCGACGAUAACCACGCAAUCGUGUCGACGUCGGUGGGCAGCGAGCACUACGUCAGCAUCCUGUCGUUCGUCGACAAGGACCAGCUGGAACCGGGCUGCUCGGUGCUGCUGAACCACAAGGUGCACGCGGUGGUCGGAGUGCUGGGCGACGAUACCGACCCGAUGGUGACAGUGAUGAAGCUGGAGAAAGCGCCGCAGGAAACGUACGCCGACAUCGGCGGACUGGACACGCAGAUCCAGGAGAUCAAGGAAUCGGUCGAGCUGCCCCUCACGCACCCCGAGUACUACGAGGAGAUGGGCAUCAAACCGCCGAAGGGUGUGAUCCUGUACGGACCGCCGGGCACGGGCAAAACGCUGCUCGCGAAGGCGGUGGCCAACCAGACGUCCGCCACCUUCCUGCGAGUCGUCGGGUCGGAGCUGAUUCAGAAGUAUCUCGGCGACGGUCCCAAGCUGGUGCGCGAGCUAUUCCGUGUGGCCGAGGAGCACGCCCCGUCGAUCGUGUUCAUCGACGAAAUCGAUGCCGUCGGAACGAAGCGGUACGAUUCCAACUCGGGCGGUGAGCGCGAAAUUCAGCGCACCAUGCUGGAGCUGCUCAACCAGCUGGACGGGUUUGAUUCGCGCGGCGAUGUGAAAGUAAUCAUGGCCACGAAUCGUAUUGAAACGCUCGACCCGGCACUGAUCCGUCCGGGGCGUAUUGAUCGAAAGAUUGAGUUCCCGCUGCCGGACGAAAAGACCAAGCGACGUAUCUUCAACAUCCACACUGCCCGUAUGACGCUGGCCGAGGAUGUGAAUCUGUCGGAGUUGAUCAUGGCGAAGGACGAUCUGUCGGGCGCGGACAUCAAGGCAAUCUGUACGGAGGCGGGCUUGAUGGCGCUACGGGAGCGUCGAAUGAAGGUGACCAACGAGGACUUCAAGAAGUCCAAGGAGAGUGUGCUCUACCGGAAAAAAGAGGGAACGCCCGAGGGUUUGUACAUGUAAACCGAACACACGUGCGACCUCUUCCAAGCGUCAGCUGUAUUUGCUUAGGUAUUCUAAUAAAUUGUGAAACAUUGAAAUAAAUCCAAUUCUCAACCA
This is a messenger RNA of Anopheles merus, 1504 nucleotides long. RefSeq names its product 26S proteasome regulatory subunit 4. The transcript has a single exon. NCBI's taxonomy places the organism in Eukaryota, Metazoa, Arthropoda, Insecta, Diptera, Culicidae. The coding region runs from base 92 to 1408 and encodes 438 amino acids. Gene Ontology annotation, molecular function: ATP hydrolysis activity; proteasome-activating activity; ATP binding. Gene Ontology annotation, cellular component: proteasome regulatory particle, base subcomplex. The record is from RefSeq and is a predicted model, not a curated record. Gene Ontology annotation, biological process: proteasome-mediated ubiquitin-dependent protein catabolic process.